AUGAGGGCCCAUUCUGAGAUUCUCUUGUCAAAGUGUGCCCAGUUUCGAAAACAAAGUGAAUUCAUUGAUGUUUAUUUAAAAGUGGGCGAAGAAAUUUUCUCAGCACAUCGCAUUGUGCUCGCUGCCAGUAGCGAUUAUUUCCACGCCAUGUUUGCUCGUGGAAUGAAAGAGUCGAACCAGGAAGUGAUCGAGCUCAAAGACGAAGGCAUUUCAGCAGCUGCCUUGAAGGUCGUGCUGGAUUCCAUCUACAGCGGAAAUCUUCAAGUCGACGAUGAAAACGUUUUUGAAGUUCUUGUCGCAGCCGAUCACCUCCAAGUUACAAGUGUUGUUCGACAGUGUUCUGAUUACUUGCAGACCCAGUUUGUUGAUCAGCUUCGAUUUGAUGUGCAGACGUAUUGUCGCCUCUCCAUGGUUGCUGAUCGACAUGGUCUAAAAGACCUUCAAGAAGCCACGCAGACUAAGAUGGCCUACAUUUACAAAGAAAUCUGUGAAAGUGAAGAAUUCUUGUCCCAUGUGGAUGCUGAUCAGUACACUCGCCUUCUCAGUAGAGAUGACCUCAGCGCUCCUUCAGAGACAUUCGUCUUCAAAUCUGUGAUGCAGUGGAUUACACACAAGAAGGAAGAGAGGAUGCCAAUCGCAGCCAAAGUUAUCGGAGCGGUUCGUCUAGGGUUGGUGGAUAUCAAUGACUUGACUGAAGAACUCGACACAGAAGAGAUGCAACGAGUGUCAGAAAUUCAUAUGCUUCUCCAUGAAUCGCUGUUACGUAACAUCAGACCUUCAAACAGUUCCAGGUUUGCCGUAGAGAAAGCAAAACUACGUUCAACGGAUCCCGUAAGCUUGAGUGUGUUUUUUAUAUGUAUGUACAUAUAUAAGCGGGCAAGACGUAGAUAAAACCGUAGAAGUACCUGGUAAUUGUUAAUUGUUAACGCGCGCGCAUAUAUUAUAGUCCGUUGGUUACGAGUGCUCACGUGUUGUGUAUCUUUAAAGUAGAAUUACGCGGAUUUGUAACCAUUUUUACAACCCUGAUGAAGGCUGUUGAAUGCAGCCGAAAUAUAGGUUCAUCUUGUUAUGAAAAGACACAAUAUUUAAAAGACACACCGGAAAUGGUACUGCUUACUCAGUAAAUUUCGGCAGGAUUGAACUAUGAUCGGCAGCGAUAAGCGGUUGGGUUAAUCAUUGUACUAGGCUUCAUUUCUGCCGUCUCCAGGGUCCGUGCGGGCUCAUUUUCUCGAACAGCGGCUGAUAAUCGAGCCUAUCAUUGUACCAGCUAGUCUACAACGGCUUUUCUGGUGAUAAGCUGUCUUUUCCAUGGAAAAGGAGUACAUCUCCCAUUCCUGAAGGCGAUCUUAAUAAGCGAUAAAAGGAUAUUGUUAAAAGAGAAAUGCAUUUACUACCUUAGUUAUUAGUACUUUAUUUCGCGGGGUUUUAUUUUUGCGAUUUGGCGAGCAAAUAUGAAGAGAGGGCAUUGAAUUUCGCGAUUUUUAAAGCGAUGAAAAAGUCUCAACCUUUACAAAUUUUUGAAUGAACUGGAACAAGCAAAAUGUGAAAUCUUUGCAACCUAAUGUUAUUUUAAAAUUUAAGACACAAAAAUGAGUAGCAGUUUGUGUUUGUCUAAACAUAUCCUGUAUAUUUUGUUCCUUUAAUUACAUGUUCAUUGUGAUUUAAAUUUUUUCAGUUGAUAUGGGUCUUAAAUUUCGCGAGUCUUUGAUUUCGCGAUUUUAUACAAUCGCAAAAAACGCGAAAUUUAACGCCCGCUAAAUUAAGUACCAAAAAGGUAAAUACAGCAAGACAAAAAUGAUUUGUGUAUACUGUUAUUUCCUCGUUGACUAACAGAAAUUGUCUUUUUUUCUUGUUAUUCUAGGUCAUUGUUGCUGUUCUUCCUCAGACCCAUAUGUUGUACUUUGAUGUUAAAAAAAAGGUUUGGAAGCAGCUUUCAUCUUUAGCACCAGCACCUGAAACAAAAAAUUGCUACUGUGCAGAGAUUGUCGGCCGUGAGUUGUUCGUUUCUGGAAAAUUCCCGGAUGGGAGAUCCUGUGUUCACUGUUAUGACAUAGAAACAAAUAAGUGGCACACUCACGAGGGUAUUCCUCCAUACCCAGAAAUCAGCACACUAUGCGUUGUAAGCGACUACAUGUAUGCACUGUCUUGGGAUUGCAGCAAGCUACCGCAAAAGUAUAGUUUUGCAAAACACCGGUGGCAAAGUUUCUCUAAAAGUUUCACAAAGAGUCCUCCCCACUACCCUUAUUUUAACAGUGCCACGAUACAUCACCAAAAGCUGUAUGCACUUUAUGGGCAUAGACAGAUCAACGGGGCCCUUUGGCAGAUGCAAAAUGCAACGCUUCAUUGUUUUGAUCCGGUGAGCGAUAUGUGGCAAGAAAAGUCUUCAACCUGCAACCCUCACUUUGGGUCCAGUCUCUUUGUGGUGAAUGAUAGACUCUGUGUAGCAGGGGGUCUUGCUGCUACUCGUUUGGAUAACACGAUAUGUGGUGAGCAAGCAACUGUAGAGGUUUAUGAUGAAGAAAACAAUAAAUGGUCCGUUGUUGAACAAAACCGUAUUCCUCAAAAUAACCUUGGUGCAGUGGAAAUAGAGGGGAAGGUUUAUUUCAUCAUCAAUAAAUUUCCAAUUGACAGUGGCAUUAGGAUCCCACCAGGAAAGGUGUGUCCGGUAAAUCUGGGCGACUGGAAAAAUUUAGGAAACGUUGACAAAAAUGCAGCUCUUUGUUACGUACCUUUAAAGAGGGACAGCGUUAAAAUGACUGAGAAUACUUAG
Molecule: messenger RNA, 2770 nt
Organism: Porites evermanni
Lineage: Eukaryota; Metazoa; Cnidaria; Anthozoa; Scleractinia; Poritidae
Source: the annotation of a GenBank genome assembly